This is a messenger RNA of Psammomys obesus (fat sand rat), 975 nucleotides long. RefSeq names its product olfactory receptor 10AG1-like. Lineage: Eukaryota; Metazoa; Chordata; Mammalia; Rodentia; Muridae. The record is from RefSeq and is a predicted model, not a curated record. Gene Ontology annotation, cellular component: membrane. Gene Ontology annotation, molecular function: G protein-coupled receptor activity; olfactory receptor activity. Gene Ontology annotation, biological process: G protein-coupled receptor signaling pathway.
AUGAAAUUUGUUUCAUCUACACAUGAAGAGCAAAUUAAAACAGAAAAUUCAAAUACUACAAGCACAGAAUUUCUUCUCUUAGGAUUUUCUGAUGUCCCCCAUCUCCAGUGGAUGCUGUUUGGGAUAUUUUUGUUCAUAUAUUUGUCUAUUCUGAUCUGCAACAGCAUUAUAAUACUAAUAACAAGAAUUGACCCUGCUCUGCAGACCCCUAUGUACUUCUUCCUCAACUUCUCUUUUGUGGAAAUCUGCUAUGUAGCAGUCACCAUCCCAAGGAUGCUUAUGGACCUAUGUACCAAAAAAGGGACUAUUUCCUUGUUGUCCUCUGCUGUACAACUCUGUUUUGUCAUCAUGCUUGGAGGCAUGGAGUUCCUCCUCCUGACAGUCAUGGCCUAUGACCGUUAUGUGGCGAUCUUCAAUCCUCUGCACUAUCCCUUGGUCAUGAGCAAGAAGCUCUGUGUGCAGCUAGUGGCUGCUUGCUGGAUUUGUAUCAUUCCAGUUGUGACUGGACAAACUUAAAUUUUCUCUUUGUGUUAUUGUGGAUCUAAUGAAAUUAAUCACUUUUUCUGUGAUAUUCUCCCUCUACUGAAACUUGCUUGUGGAGACACAUUUGUGAAUGAUUUAGCAAUCUAUAUUGCUUCAGUGGUGUUUAUCAUGGUUCCAUUUCUGCUGAUCAUUGUCUCCUAUGGCAAGAUUAUCUGGAACAUUCUGAAAUUGUCAUCAGCUGGAGGAAGAUCUAAAGCCUUCUCCACCUACUCAUCUCAUCUGAUAGUUGUGGUUUUAUUCUAUGGAACAGCUACUAUCACAUAUGUGCAACCAAAAGCAUAUCAAUCAGAAAGCUUGGGAAAGUUGCUGUCUCUUUUCUACACUAUUUUGAUCCCACUGUUGAAUCCUAUUAUAUAUACACUGAGGAAUAAGGACAUCAUGGUAGCACUGAGAAAAUUACAAACUAAGUUAUCAACAUAGGGGAACACUUAA